AUGCACGCUGCCUCCGGCGUCCUUCUGGUCGACCGGCACAUUGAAAAGAACGGUGGCACCUCCUUCCGAUCGGUGCUGACGCAGGCUGAGCGUGCUGGCCACUGCAUGUACUGGGGCUUCUCACAAAACUCGGCCGCAUGGAACUCCACUGUGCACGCGCUCCUUCGACUCUCGCCCGAGGCGCCGCCUCCCCGGCUGUGCAUCGAGGCGCACAGCUACAUCGACUACGGCAUUCCUUGGCGGAGGCGGCUGCGCCAGCUCGUGGCGCUGCGGAGGGUGUGGCGAGAGCGGAGCGUGCCGAUGAAAAUGCUCCUGACUGUGCGCUUUCGGAGUCCGCUCGACUACUACCUCUCCUUCUUCACGUGGAUCGUCGCCGCUCGGCAGGCGCGAGAUGGCAGGCGCUUCGGGCACAACUUUUCGCAGUGGGUCGCGGUGUCGCCCAACCUGCAGGCAGAGAUCCUGCUCUACUCGCGCUCGGCCAACACCGCCGCGUAUUGCCCACUCGUGCAUGAGGAGCGGACGGCGUGGGCGGCGCGGUGGCGAGGAGGAGACCACAACGCGACGGCGCGGGCGGCCGCUGCGUGGCGGUCGCUGCGGUCGUACGACGUGGUCGGCACGACCGAGCGCUUCGACGAGAGCGCUCUGCUGGUGCUGCGCCGGCUCGGCUGGGGAGAGGAGGCGCCCCCCACCUCCGUCGCCCUCAGCGCCGCCGCGACGGUGCAGCCCGGCUGCAUGCGGGCCGAGCCAGCGACGGAGAGCAACUGGUGGUGCUACCUGCGGGGCGCGUCGAGGCGCGACGAGCGGAGACGCAUCCUGAGGAGAGUGUGCCCGGACAUGGGCGAGUGCGCCGCGCUGAUGCGGCGGUACGCGCCCGCGGACGCCGGCUGCUCCGACUACGAGGGCAAGUGGGCGCACGCCGCCGAGCAGAACUUCUCCUCUCCGCGCGCCUGCUUCGUGGCGGACCAGGCGGUGAUGGGGCCCGUCUGGAGGCAGCACGGGCAGCUGGAGCCGGCAGGGACGCCCAGGAAGAGCAAUCUGAAGCACGCUGGACGCGCUUACUCUUCCGACGCUCUCUCCGGUUCUCAUUUUGCGGACUUUUUCUGA
Emiliania huxleyi CCMP1516 is the source of this 1104-nucleotide messenger RNA. RefSeq lists its product as hypothetical. The transcript has 4 exons. The coding region runs from base 1 to 1104 and encodes 367 amino acids. Lineage: Eukaryota; Haptophyta; Isochrysidales; Noelaerhabdaceae. The record is from RefSeq and is a predicted model, not a curated record.